AGCUCUUUCUUCUCUUUUCUUUCACCCCUUGUUUAGUGUGUGAGAGACAGAGAGAGAGAGAGGGAGAACAAGAGAGAGAGUAAGAGAUAGAGAAGGAGAGAGAGAGAGGAAGAGAGAGAGAACAAGAGAAGAGGAGGUUUCAAAACUGGAAUCGCUUUAAUUUGGACUGUAGUAUUUCUCUUAGCAGAGUGGAGCUGCCUGAUUCAGGUGAACGAGACUGUAUUUCUCUGUGUGGACCGUAUAGUACCGCUGGGCUAACCAUGUCAGAGAGCAUCGUUAGGAAGAUACAACCCUUCACCAUCGGAACCAGGCUCUCCGUCUCUGGACCUGCCACCAGGUCUAAAGGUCCAAACUUCCCCCAGAGGCCGUCCUGGCAGAGCGACCAGGUCUCCCUCUACCUCAGUCAGGUGCAGGUGAGUGUGGCUGCUCCUCAUCUAGCUCCCCUUGCUAACCGGACCACCCCAACAUCUGUACCUGUUAAACAGCAGCAGGAGGACAUAUCUACCCAGGACCACCGGAACCAGAAUACCAUGUCUGUGUCUCCCAACUCUCACCGGAGCUCUUUCUCUCCUACCGCCACAUCCAGAUCCAUCAGCAAGAUCACCAUCUCUGGGAGCCCAGAGGACAGCUCCUGGAGGAGACAGGAGGAGUCAGACCACAGGGUGGUCAUUGAGAAGGAGGACAGCUCCUGGAGGAGACAGGAGGAGUCAGACCACAGGGUGGUCAUUGAGAAGGAGGACAGCUCCUGGAGGAGACAGGAGGAGUCAGACCACAGGGUGGUCAUUGAGAAGGAAGACAGCUCCUGGAGGAGACAGGAGGAGUCAGACCACAGGGUGGUCAGUAUAGGACCAGGACCGGGACGACCCCCUGUCACAGGAACUCCCGGAUCAGAAAACAUCAACAACAACAACAACAACAACAUCAGCAGCUCCAAGCAACAGCUGCCCAGAAUAGUGGGAGUCAGCUGUGAGAACCAACCCAGCUCACAUAUUAAGGACCAUGGCAGCAUGUUUGGGUUCCUACAGACGUUGGGGCCCAGAGCAAGGUCCCCAAGGAAAGACAGAGAUGCUGAGACAGUAGUGGUACCCCAGAAUGACAGCUACACCCAAUGCACUUCCCUCUUUAACCAGGAAGUACUACAGGAGGGUAGAGGGUUAAUCAGAGCCCAGCACCCCGGCAACUCUAAGAUCCAGGACUUCUUGAUUCGGCUGGAGGAGUUAUGGGAGGAGCUAAGGAGACGACAUCACAGGAACCAGUUCUACCUGCAGGCAGGGGAGGAGAUGAGCUUUAGGACAGUGCAUCUCCUCCAGGCCUUGGGUAGUAUAGAAGCCUGGUUGGAGGUAGCAGAGCUGUCCAUGUCGAACUCCCAGCUGGCAGGAGACCCAGAGACCAUGAGGCUGGCUGAGAGAGACAGCUGCCUGCUCCAGACAGAGAUGUCCUGCCGAGGAAUGGAGCUAACAGCACUCAGACAGGAGAUGGACAGGCUGGGUGGUCAGCGGGAGGGUCAGUGCCCAGGAUAUCCCAACACUGAGGGCCUCCAGGUGCCACAACACCACACACAGGUCCUCCCAGAUCUUAUGGACCAGGUGGAGAGAAAGUACAAACGUGUCCAGACUGCGUUGACCCAGCAGAGUUCGUCGCUGCAGGACACCAGGAUGCUGACAGAGUUUCUGGAGCGGGUGGAGCUAGAGGAGAGGGUGGAGCUAGAGGAGACCCAGGAGGCCAGGGGGAGGGGCUACAGCAGUAACCUUGGACAGCCUCUCCACAGUGAGAUCAGCUCAGCUCUUACCCUGCUGGGUGAUGGGGGUGGAAGCGAUGGUGGGGAGCCCCUGAUGGAGCCGCUGGGAAACCCUGUAGAGGAGCUGCAGGAGGCAGUGGAGAUGUUGAAUGACACGGUCAGAGAGAGAGGACGAUCACAGAAUCACAUCCAUGAUCAAGCCAUCCAGACGAUGAUCCGACAGCUGGCUGUGCUGUCAGUACGUGUGGAGGACAGUCUGUGCUGCAGUAGAGAGCUGAACCAGGAACUCCUACAGAGAGAGAAAGACAUGGCCAUGCGCUGUGAACCAGAAAAAUGUGGACUAGAGGGACUGAAGGAACAGCAAGACCACCUAGAG
Oncorhynchus keta (chum salmon) is the source of this 2114-nucleotide messenger RNA. RefSeq lists its product as uncharacterized. Lineage: Eukaryota; Metazoa; Chordata; Actinopteri; Salmoniformes; Salmonidae. The transcript has 7 exons. The annotation marks the transcript as partial. The record is from RefSeq and is a predicted model, not a curated record.